AUGCGACUCUUAAACACCACGACGCUCAAGGUGACAGAGUUUGUCAGCGAAAGACCCAAGUAUGCGAUUCUUUCCCAUACCUGGGGCUCGGAGGAAAUUGUUCUCCAGGAUACAGAAGCAAAGGACGAGGCUCCUUCUAGUGUCAAAGCUGGAUGGAAAAAGAUCAGGGGCGCCUGUGCGCUCGCUCUGGGCGAUGGCUUUGACUGGAUCUGGAUCGACACAUGCUGUAUUGACAAGUCUUCGAGCUCUGAGCUAUCCGAGGCCAUCAACUCCAUGUUCCGUUGGUACAGGGAAGCUGAGAUCUGCUACGCCUACCUUGAAGACGUGCCUCCCUUGAGAUACGCUUCGUUCAUUGGCUUUCAGGAUUUCGCCCUUGAUCUGGACUCGAAUCAUAUCAUGCCCAUCGAAAAGGAUCAGAACACCUUCCUCGGAAGCCGAUGGUUCACUCGAGGUUGGACUCUCCAAGAGCUUAUUGCACCGCAAGGAGUCGAGUUUCACGCUACAGACUGGUCCUUUCUUGGGACGAGGAGUGAUCUUUCGGGCAUCAUUCACAAACAUACCAUGAUCGACAAAGUGGUUCUCGAAAUGCGAUGGGCUGCCAACCGAGAGACAACUCGCGUUGAAGACGCGGCUUAUUGCCUGUUAGGCAUCUUUGAGAUCAAUAUGCCGCUUCUGUAUGGAGAGGGCGACCGGGCGUUCCGCCGUCUCCAAGAAGAAAUCAUCAGAACCAUUGAAGAUUACAGCCUGAUCGCCUGGAUGUCGUACGAUGCUCCGCAACGAGAUGAUCCACGAACGAAGGUUUCAUACUGA
Molecule: messenger RNA, 810 nt
Organism: Colletotrichum acutatum
Lineage: Eukaryota; Fungi; Ascomycota; Sordariomycetes; Glomerellales; Glomerellaceae
Product: heterokaryon incompatibility protein-domain-containing protein
Exons: 3
Coding region: 1-810 (269 amino acids)
Source: RefSeq, a predicted model, not a curated record